AUGUCGUUGACCAGCCGCUUCUUUCGUCCCCUCAAGCCAGAGACCAGACUGGCUCAAGCGGUCUGCGAGUAUGAAGCUAUUCUGCAGGCCAGCGAAAAGGCAGUCUUCUACUCACUGCGUUCAGACAGGCCGCCCGGUCUAUCUGAUGUGAUGGAAACCACUGCUGCUGUUGACCGCAAUAUACAAAGUCGCCGUUGCUUCGGUCCCCGCCUCAUUAGCAUUCUAGAGUCGGUCCAACAGGUCUCGACGAUAGACGACGCUGUUGUUCGCAGCUCCCGGUAUACACUUGCAAGCGCUGUCUGGAGCGUCUUAAGGACGACUUUGCUAAUCACGUCAACAUUUGGAGCGUAUUUCGAUAGAUUAUCUGCCCUGUUCAUGAGGAUUGGAAUACACUGCCCCCGAUACCAGGAAUACGGUCUGCUAGAUUCAAGGUCCCCCCCAAUACAAGAUGCACUUUCUGAGUACUUCUGCGCAAUCGUUAAUUUGUGCACAAAGGCCGUUCUCUUCCUCCGAAAACCUCCCAUUGCUCAAUUGACAUCAACCAUUCUCAACAGUUUUCAAGCCCAGUUUGGCCCUCUGGAAGCCCAAAUCGCAAAUUUGGCGGGUUCGUAUGGGGAGGCAGCCUCCCUGGAAACUCAGAAAGAGCUACGGGAUGAAAGCAAGACGGCCUGGGGUUUUCGAAAUCCUUUUUCAGACCUGCAGGUUUUGCGCCAGAAAAAGCUGCGAUUUCUUGAUGCUUGUUCAACCUUCGACCAAUAUAAGUCAUGGAAGCGAGCACAAAAAUUGGGGAAAUGCUCUUGGAUCUUCGACGAACCUGCUUAUGAGCAGUGGACUCAAGAAUCGUCGUCGACCGUGCUGUGGUGCACUGGCGGGCUCGGAUCAGGCAAAACGGUAUCCACUGCAAAUAUAGUGCGACAAUUGCAUAUCGACAAUCCUGAAGCUAUUAUUAUUGGCUUCUUCUUCUGCAGCUACGACGACGCAAAUUCGCUGAAGGCUAGGACCAUACUUGGUAGCCUCGCAAGGCAGCUUCUGAGAGAGACACGCCUAAAGGCCUUUGAUUCGAUUGAGAUUGAUGGUUCGAAGACAUUGGAUGAGGACGAGAUUAUUUCGAACCUGGUCCUCCUGCUCGCAUCCACGAGUUGCACAUAUUUUGCUGUCGUCGAUGGAAUAGACGACUGUGCCGAAAGGGAAUUAUGUAGGCUUUUACGAAGCCUCCACACAUUGCUCCACUCAAUACAUCCCUUCCGCAUAUUCUGCUCAAGUCGGCCCGAUACGAAAUGCAGAUAUCGGGCUAUACUUCAACCGCAACACGAGCUUUCGCUAUUUUAUCCAAAGCACGAAAUCGACAGCUAUAUUGACAACGCGUUGGAAGAACGUCUUGAAUUAGGUAACCUCGCUUUGGAUGACCCGAGCAUUAUCCUAAAGAUUAGGAAGGCUCUACUCGAAGGAAGCAAGGGAAUGUUUCUUUGGACUGCCCUACAGCUCGACUCUAUAUGCGCCGAGGCGUCGGAUCAGGGAAUUCUGACUGCUCUUCAGUCGCUACCGAAAGAUUUACCAUGUACCUUUGAACGCAUUUUGCAAAAGCUAUCUGAAAAGGGUAGCGAAUUCGUCCAGAUUGCACGGAAAACCUUCACCCUUGUUGCAGCAGCUCAGCGGCCUCUGACAGUCCAGGAACUCCGCGAGGCUGUGAGCAUCUUGCCGGGAGACACGCGGGGUCCGGGAUUGCCGAGCGACAUGAGAAGUGUCUUGGAUAAAUGCGGAGGACUGCUCGUUGUUGACGAGGAAGAUGACACUGUUCGAUUUGCUCAUCCUAGUGUUCGACAGUAUCUUACCUCCACUUCCGAAGACGCAAUGACGAACUAUUUCCAUGUAGAUUUGCAUGAAGCGGAUGUCACCAUGGGUGAGAUCUGCGUCACCUAUCUCAACUCAUCUUUCUUUCAGACUGGGGAAGCCACGAGCGAUAGUCGUGGGUGGAUAAAGCCAUCUGCAACGGCUUCUACUAUUGUCCACCGUGCCCUACCCUCUACAACAGCCGCCAAACAUUCGCAGACACUUUUGAAACCUAACAGGAAGCCAGACUUCGAUGCGGAGCCUUACCUUGAAAGAGCAUAUGGGUAUGCAAUUCCUGAGCGAGAACUGUGGACGCAUGCGUUUUUUCCUUAUGCAAGGGAAUUCUGGUUGUUUCACACAAAAAGCUUCGAAGAAAAGCAAGUCUCGUACCCCUUGUGGUUACAACUAAUAUAUGACCACACCCAGGGAGUCACACUACCUUUCGCACCAGAAGUGUGGUCUCGUCUAGGUCUAGACGAAAGCCUUCUUGAAUGGACGGUCGAAAACGGACACGGCGCCCUCCUCUAUCUCAUCAUCGAAAGACUCAAAAAAUAUUCAGAGGUUGAGCGUGUGUGGCAGGUGCUACUUGCGAAAGGGGUGUACCUCGCAUUAGACGGCCUACAUGGUAGCGCCACGUUGCAGCGAGCUGUAAGUUCUAUCACUGCCGAAAUGGUACCAGAAUUGCUCGAACGUAGCACGAACCUGGACCCUCGAAGUGCUCCCUUGUGGUGGGCAGCUCAGCAGAGUGACGAGCUUUUCAGAGUGGUGCUCCGUCAGGAAAACCGCCGAGUCAACUCUACGGACCCAGGAGGGCGGUCGGCUCUAUCAUGGGCGGCUCAGACGGGACGGCGUGAUAUUGUGGUGCAGUUACUGGAACAGGACGAUAUCAAUGCAAAUUUGAGUGAUGAAAACGGCCGCACUCCCCUGUCGUUUGCGGUUGAGAACUUCGAUUCUCAGGUAGCCACGCUCCUGCUAAUGCGACCUGAUAUUGAUUUCAAUGCACAAGAUCGCUAUGGGCGGACUGCACUGUCGAGGGCUGCCGACUGUGGCAAUCAGAAUGUGGUCAAGUUACUUCUCGACCACGACAGUACUGUUGCCGAGUCUCGGGAUCUGGACGGGAGAACACCUUUGUCGUGGGCAGCCAGUAAGGGACACGAAGCAACAGCUCGAUUGCUCAUCUUUAAUGGAGCCAAAGUGGACUCGGUUGACAGACUGGGACAGUCACCGCUCUCGUGGGCAGUGGAAUAUGGCCACUACAACAUAGCGAAACUUCUUGUGUUGGAAGGGAAGGCCAACCCGCACCUUGAAGACUAUCGUGGUCGCACACCGCUAUUGCUGGCUGUUGAGAACGGACACGCAGAGAUUGUCGAGGUUUUCCUUGAAGCCCACAAAGCUAACACGACAUCCCUCAGCGAUCACGACAAAGAGCUACUCAUGCUGACCGCGAUCCGAGCUGGACAUCAGGCGAUUAUCCAAUUACUGCUGCAUGAAUGGGGAACUCCCGAUUCCUCUGGGGCGACUGCUCUGCAGACAGCAUUAUCUUAUGGACAUACUGACAUUUCUAAAUUCCUGCUAGCUCAGUACUCGGAUUGGGUCGCGGAAGAGAAGUUUGAAUGGAUCGGAGCACUUAUAGACGCCAGAUUUGAGCCCGACGAUAGCCUGGCGCUGCUUCUUGAAACUGAAUCACCCGAGCCGUGGAUCAAAUAUGGGUUGCCCGACACCGAGACGAUGGAACUCGUUUCCAUUGAUGCGAAGGAAAGGGUCGACUUCCACCAUGUGUCUUGCGCUCACAAGGAGAGUUCCGGUGGUGGAUUUGCCUAUGACCAAUUGGCUAAUCCGGCUACUUUCCACAUGAGACGGGAACUGGUGCAAAGGGUCAUUGCCGCGUGUUGUGGGCUUGCAGGAGUGCUGCCUCCCUCGAGGUAUUUGGAUUGUCCGCCCAACCACAUCGUCCGCAAUUUGCAGGCGCCGCCAAAGCACCCGGGUCGCCCACUCGAGGACGCCAAUGAGGCUUUUGGCCAAGUCGAGUUCGAGGGAAACGAGGCCACGAUUGUCUACGCCCGCAGCUACGAAUGGGCUGAGACGAGUCGCAAGCAUUCGAACGCAGACUCGAUGGAUUACACCCACUGGUUCAGGAAACAAGUAGGGCUUCUGGAUUAUCGUUUAAGACGUAACAUCAUACGUCUAAAAGGGCAAACAGAUCAUCCGUGGUCGUAUCCACAACUCACAGCCCACCUAUCCAGGGCUGUCGAAAGAUUGCGCACAGCGGCAAACCUCCUGCAAAGUGCUGGGUUCUGCUGCAAUUCAUUCACAAUCCUUUGCGAGAGCGACUUCUCUGUCGAAGAUACGCUUGGGAACUCUGUGAUUAGAAUGGCCACAGUCUCAUUUGAGACCUUGAAAAGCCUGAUGACCUCUAUGGCAGACAUGAAUGAUUCGGAGCUUGAGAAGGCUAGUAUUGGCCUAGGCAAUGCUACUUCCACAUGUGUCGAUGUGUUGAGAGGCUGUCUAGGUGGACAAUAUCCCAACAUCAGAACAGCCGGUCAGAAACUCCACACUUGCUCCCUGGUCGUGCAGAUGCUCAGUUUGGCGCUUCUGUCCUACGCUCAAGGUCAUACCGGAGAGCUCCACCCGAUGUUCCUCAAGCAGCCAUUGACGAAGAUCAGGCUCCAAGGAAGCUUGGUGGGUGGUAUAUCCAUUUUUGCCGAGCUGCGGCCCUUGGCUUGCAUGCGUCCGAUGAUAGGCGGAGAUGUUCUUGUCUUUAAGAUUGCGUCAAGGUUGCAGGCCACUCCGUCGGCCUCGACAUCGCCGGCAUAUUUAUACGCAACAUGUGCCGAGAUCGUGGAUACUUGGGGGCCAGCUCAUGUCAUCAGAUCCCCUGAGUCGUCAGACUCGAUGGAAAUCUAUGGCCUCAUGAUCGGAGGAGGUCUCAUCAAAUCCAGCCAUUCUCUACCCACAGGACUUGACCUCUUUCACUGGUAUCAUGAUGACGAAGGUCUAGGAGCAGAGCCUGAACCAUUUAGUUACCAGGAGACUAUCCUUGUUGGGGCCGUCACUGUCAACCCAGCUUGUCCUCUUGAUGCGCAAAGGAGCCGCAGGCGCUCUGAAAAAUUCCUGCAAGAUCUAGGAACGGCUCGAGACACUUGGAUUCCGCAUGAGAUUCCUCUGAUCUUGCAAGGAGGGAACUUUGCGGUCGCUCAGGUGGGUCUUACGUACCAGAAACUUGCCGGAAGAACUCUGAAAAAGGAGCUCCUCGAUCGCUGGAACGCUUUCGAGGACAUUCGGCUUUUCGACUUGCCAUGGGGCCUCCAGCUCAGCCUCUGUACAGGAGUCGCUCGCAGGGUGCGCCUACGAGACUUGAUCGAGGAACCGGUCAUCCGAUUCAUCGACAGUCUCCAUGUGGAUGGGUGGACAGCAUUGAAGCCCACGGCAUUAACAGGUCUAAGAUCCAACGAUUUUCUUCAGUGGUGCGACGGACUCAAGGACGAUGAGAGGGUUUGCCUGAGGUCAGUGUUUAGCAAGUUGCUCAAGCUAUUCGAGCAUACCGGGUUCGACACGAGUGGCAACAACUUUGGAGUCCUAUGGCCCGAAGAGUCAAACCCAUAUCUAGGGAUCAAAAUCUCUCCUGUCAACUCGCAGCUGUGGUACCGUAUGUUGAAGGAUUCGGAAUGCUGCGCGACUUUUGCAAUUGUAACUUCUCUGUGUCUGGAGACUUCGGAACACAAAUGUCAGAAGAAGCGGGAGCUGCUCUGGCAUCAGGGAGGGACGGUCCUGUCGACGUCAGUAUGUCCAGCGCUUCCAAGCCUCUUGCCAGCCAUUCAGACUCCGGCCAAUCUAUCCGGGUGGCAGUUGGAGCACAAGGAGCAAUAUUGGAUUGGAAGAUGCGGAGGUGAGGUGUGGGUGCGUGUUCGCAAGGAGCCAAACCGUGCCACGGAACUGCAACUCAUGCGCAGGUUUCGCAACUUUCCUUUCUACCUGUUUCGGAACCAGGUGUUGAGAGAGAAGCCUGAUGUCAACUUCCACACCGAGGAAGUCUUUGUCCUCACGGGCAGCUGA
Messenger RNA from Fonsecaea nubica, 5883 nucleotides. RefSeq lists its product as hypothetical. Bases 1 to 5883 code for a protein of 1960 amino acids. Gene Ontology annotation, molecular function: protein binding. Lineage: Eukaryota; Fungi; Ascomycota; Eurotiomycetes; Chaetothyriales; Herpotrichiellaceae. The transcript is spliced from 2 exons. The record is from RefSeq and is a predicted model, not a curated record.